Trichobilharzia szidati is the source of this 370-nucleotide messenger RNA. The record is from the annotation of a GenBank genome assembly. NCBI's taxonomy places the organism in Eukaryota, Metazoa, Platyhelminthes, Trematoda, Strigeidida, Schistosomatidae.
GGUCGUGAAUUCACCAUUUUCACUGACCACAAACCUCUGACGUACUCUCUGAACUCAACUUCAGAUAAGUAUUCACCCAGGGAAUCGCGACAACUAGAUUAUGUUUCACAGUUUUCAUCCGAUAUUCGCCAUGUUUCCGGAGUGAACAACACUGUGGCAGAUGCCUUGUCACGUAUUUGUUCUUUCACCCAAAUCGAUGGCAUAGACCUUGUAAAACUGGCUCGUCUUCAAAAAGAAGAUAUUGAGCUUCAGCGUGAGUUGUCGAAAACAACUCUACAACUAGCCAAGAAACCCUUAGGUAUAGGAAAGGAUACUAUUCUGUGUGACAUUUCCACUAGUACUCCUCGCCCCAUCGUGCCUAAAAGUUAUC